GAUGUUUGGAAUGGUUUUGGAGAAAAUUAUCAUUCCUGAAAUCCAGAAAGUGUCUGGGCAAGUUGAGAAGAAAAUCUGUGCUGUUGGCAUUACAAAAAUAUUAACAGAAUGUCCUCCUAUGAUGGACACCGAGUACACCAAGCUGUGGAUCCCUUUGCUGCAGGCCCUCAUUGGCCUCUUUGAACUGCCUGAGGAUGACACUAUCCCUGAUGAAGAGCACUUCAUUGACAUAGAAGAUACUCCAGGAUAUCAGACUGCAUUCUCUCAGCUAGCCUUUGCUGGAAAAAAAGAACACGAUCCUGUAGGUCAAAUGGUGAACAAUCCUAGAAUCCAUCUGGCACAGUCUCUUCACAAACUGUCCACAGCGUGCCCAGGCAGG
Molecule: messenger RNA, 379 nt
Organism: Chaetura pelagica (chimney swift)
Lineage: Eukaryota; Metazoa; Chordata; Aves; Apodiformes; Apodidae
Product: exportin-2-like
Exons: 2
Biological process (GO): protein import into nucleus; protein export from nucleus
Cellular component (GO): nuclear envelope; cytosol
Molecular function (GO): nuclear export signal receptor activity; small GTPase binding
Source: RefSeq, a predicted model, not a curated record